Durio zibethinus is the source of this 1915-nucleotide messenger RNA. The record is from RefSeq and is a predicted model, not a curated record. Lineage: Eukaryota; Viridiplantae; Streptophyta; Magnoliopsida; Malvales; Malvaceae.
UUCUCAAACAAAAUUAAUAAUUUGUUUUUUUUUCUUUUUAUGAUAAUUACAUCUCAUAUUUUCUUCUUUUAUCUUCUUUCUUUAGCCAUCUGUAAGCAAAUCGGUUACUUGUCUCCGCUGGCUCCUCUGUAACUCCAGACAUUGUACAAUCGGUGGAGAUGUGGUUGAAGCUGAUAAGGAAACCGCAACCCUACGUUGACCCUGAUCUCGAUCCGGUUUUAUUGGUUCCGGGUAUCGCCGGGUCGAUUUUGAAAGCUGUGGAUCAUCAGAAUGGGAAAGAAGAAAGGGUUUGGGUUCGGAUUCUCGGUGCCGAUUAUAAGUGUCGUACUAAGCUCUGGUCUCGCUUUGAUCCUUCUACCGGUAGAACUGUGUCCUUAGAUCCUUGCACAAGUGUUAGAGUUCCUGAAGAAAGAUAUGGACUUUACGCCAUCGAUGUCUUGGACCCUGACAUGAUCAUUGGACGUGAGUGUGUUUAUUAUUUCCAUGAUAUGAUUGUUGAAAUGAUGAAGUGGGGUUUUCAAGAAGGGAAAACCCUUUUUGGUUUUGGUUAUGAUUUUCGCCAAAGUAACAGGUUGCAAGAAACAAUGGAUCGCCUGGCAGCAAAAUUAGAGUCUGUGUACAAAGCAUCAGGAGGGAAAAAGAUAAAUAUCAUAAGUCAUUCUAUGGGGGGUCUUCUGAUAAAAUGUUUCAUGGGCCUUCACAGUGAUAUUUUCAAGAAAUAUGUUAAGAAUUGGAUUGCAAUUGCUGCACCAUUCCUGGGUGCACCCGGAUAUAUUGCUUCUACCUUUCUAAAUGGAAUGUCAUUUGUUGAUGGGUGGGAACAGAACUUUUUCAUUUCAAAGUGGAGCAUGCAUCAAUUGCUGAUUGAGUGCCCAUCAAUAUAUGAGUUAAUGGCUUGUCCACAUUUCCAUUGGCAACAUAUGCCACUUCUUGAGAUCUGGAGGGAGAAAGAAGGUUGUGAUGGAAUUCCUCGGAUUAUUCUAGAGUCCUAUCGCCCAGGAGAAAGCAUUGAUAUUUUUAAUGAAGCUCUUUCAGGCAACUCGGUUGACCAUGAUGGGGAGAAUAUUCCACUACCUUUCAAUUUGGAGAUCUUGAAAUGGGCUAAAGAGACUCACAGGGUGUUGGCUCAUGCUAAGGUUCCUUCUGGAGUUAAAUUCUACAAUAUAUAUGGGAUCAAUCUUGAGACACCACACAGUGUUUGCUAUGGAAGUGAGGAGACACCUGUCACAGAUAUACAAGACUUACCGUUUUUUCAGCCCACGUAUAUAUGUGUUGAUGGUGAUGGAACAGUUCCAGCAGAAUCAGCUAAGGCAGAUGGACUUCAUGCAGAAGCAAGGGUUGGAGUCCCUGGUGAGCACCGGGGAAUUCUUUGUGAACCUCAUGUAUUUCGAAUUCUCAAGCACUGGUUGAAGGCAGGCGAUCCAGAUCCUUUCUACAACCCAAUAAACGACUAUGUGAUUUUACCAACAGCAUUCGAAUGGGAAAGUCACCAUGAGAAAGGCUUACAAGUUACGUCACUCAAAGAGGAAUGGGAAAUUGUUUCUGAAGAUCAAGACAAUCUUGAAGAUGUGGCUAGUAGAAAGCCAUUUGUUAGCUCGAUAUCUGUUUCACAAGGGGGAAAUAAACAAUCCUCAAGGUCUGAGGCUCAUGCAACUGUUACUGUUCAUCCGCAAACUGAGGGUAAGCAACACGUUGAGCUCAAUGCCAUAAGCGUGUCUGUUGAUGCUUAGAAUUGAAUUGUUGAACUCAAUGAAAGCAAGUACAAACCCUCUUCUGUGUAACUGUCGUAUAUUUAAGAGCUCAUGACUUUGAACUUGAGCCCAUGGUUUUAUUCAAAUGGUGUAAGAUGUAUAAAUGCAGUUGUACAUAGCUAUUAUCAUAAUAAUGAACUGCUAUGAAUUGUUCAACUUUGGUA